This is a messenger RNA of Morus notabilis, 1513 nucleotides long. Its product is annotated as endoplasmic reticulum-Golgi intermediate compartment protein 3. The transcript is spliced from 12 exons. Lineage: Eukaryota; Viridiplantae; Streptophyta; Magnoliopsida; Rosales; Moraceae. The record is from RefSeq and is a predicted model, not a curated record. The coding region runs from base 227 to 1273 and encodes 348 amino acids. Gene Ontology annotation, cellular component: endoplasmic reticulum; COPII-coated ER to Golgi transport vesicle.
UUCGAAUUUUUCCCUUUCGAUUUUCAAUUUCCUUUUUCUUCCCGUAAUACGAGCUGGAUUUGAAAAUCUUAAAUUUCACUCGAGAUUUUUCCCCAUAACCGAAGCUUGAUCGGGCGAUUUUUGCUAUAAAACGCGUUCCUUUCGCUCGGAGUUUGAUCGGAAUUGACGAGGUUUUUUGAAUUGUAUCUCAAUUUGAAUUCUUUAGUGACAGGUUAUAUAGGCAUAGAUGGGCGUGAGACAGGCUUUAAAGAGCCUUGAUGCGUUUCCUCGUGCUGAAGAGCACUUGUUGCAAAAGACACGAUCCGGGGCACUCGUCUCCAUUGUUGGAUUGGUCAUAAUGGCUAUGUUGUUCAUGCAUGAGCUGAGAUAUUAUCUCACGACUUACACUGUCCAUCAGAUGUCUGUUGACUUGAAACGUGGAGAGACUCUUCCAAUUCAUAUAAAUGUGACAUUCCCUUCGUUACCAUGUGAUGUCUUAAGUGUUGAUGCAAUUGAUAUGUCUGGUAAGCAUGAAGUGGAUCUUGACACAAACAUUUGGAAGCUUCGCCUGAAUAGUCAUGGCCAGAUAAUUGGCACUGAAUAUUUAUCUGACCUUGUGGAAAAGGAACAUGCAUCUCAUAAGCACGAUCAUCAUGAGCACCCUGACCAUGAAAGUCAUUUAGGAGGAGGGUUUGAUGAAGCUGCUGAAGAAAUGAUAAAAAGGGUGAGGAAGGCAUUGGCAAAUGGAGAAGGAUGCCGGGUUUACGGGGUUUUAGAUGUCCAGCGAGUCGCUGGAAACUUCCAUAUUUCAGUUCACGGAUUAAACAUUUUUGUCGCCCAAAUGAUUUUUGAAGGAUCCAAGCAUGUGAAUGUCAGUCAUAUAAUUCAUGAUUUGUCUUUUGGCCCAAAAUAUCCAGGAAUUCACAACCCACUUGAUGGGACAGAGAGGAUUCUGCAUGAUACGAGCGGAGUAUUCAAAUAUUAUAUAAAGAUCGUUCCAACUGAAUAUAGGUAUAUUUGGAAAGAGGUUUUGCCAACUAAUCAAUUCUCUGUCACGGAGUAUUUCUCACCGAUGAAAGACUUUGAUAGGUCAUGGCCAGCUGUAUACUUCUUGUAUGAUCUCUCACCUAUUACUGUGACCAUCAAAGAAGAACGGCGCAGUUUUCUCCAUUUCAUUACUCGGCUUUGUGCAGUUUUGGGUGGAACCUUUGCUUUGACAGGAAUGUUAGAUCGUUGGAUGUAUAGGCUUCUUGAGGCAGUGACUAAACCAAAUGCAAGAAGUGUAUUGCGAUAGACUCGACAACUCUUUCGGAUAAUCAUCGAUUUAUUUCCAUCUCCAAGGAACCAAUGAAGACCAAGUUAGCAAGUGAAGGGGGAUAGAGAAUGUCGAUACAAGAGUCAAAACACAACAGUAGAGUUCUGUUAUAUUUUGGCGAUCAUUCUUAAAAGCUGCUUUGCCAUCUCUGUUAUAUCGUGUUUUUGGGUUUCCAAUAGGUUGACAAGGGGGCUAAAGUAGAAGUUUGUUGUAGAUUGA